UUAGCAUAUUCAAUAAGUUGCCUGUGGACGGCCAUUUGUAAUAACGCUCGUCAGUCGAAAUACGCCUCACACAAGAGUGAUACUGCUGCUCAUUAGGCUUGGACUAGACUUGAACUUUUGUCCUGCAUAUCGACAUCGCAGGUAUCGGAGGCUAUUUUGAAACAAGUUGACCGGGAAUAUCGUGGACCGGGGAAGAGUUAACAGGCCUGCUACUGUUGCCAGGAGAGGAGGAGGCGGAGGCGCAAAAGCUGUUGUCCUGUGAAGGAGACUGACACCAGGAGACGUGCGCAGCUAGCAUCCCCAUGGCAGGCUGGAAAGACGGUUCGGUACCGGAGAAGUACCGACUCGUUGUCGUGGGAGGUGGCGGGGUCGGCAAAUCUGCGCUUACCAUUCAGUUCAUCCAGUUGGACACAGCAGGACAGGAAGAAUUUGGAGCCAUGCGAGAACAAUACAUGAGAACAGGGGAGGGCUUCCUGCUUGUCUUCUCCGUCACUGACAGAGGAAGCUUUGAAGAAAUAUACAAAUUCCAGAGACAGAUUCUACGAGUAAAAGAUCGAGAUGAAUUCCCAAUGGUCCUUGUUGGUAAUAAAGCUGAUCUGGAACAUCAGAGGCAGGUUACCCAAGAAGAAGGACAUCAGUUAGCACGGCAACUUAAAGUAACUUACAUGGAAGCUUCAGCUAAAGUCAGAAUGAAUGUAGAUCAAGCUUUUCAUGAACUUGUCCGAGUUAUAAGGAAGUUUCGGGAUCAGGACUGCCCUCCUUCACCAGAACCAGCACGGAAAGAAAAGGACAAGAAUGGUUGCCACUGUGUCAUUCUCUGAGCAUCCAUUUCUGUAUUAUCUGACAGCUGCCUGCCCAGACCCCUCUGCAUUACAUCACUUUGUGUCAGUCAGUGUUGUUUUUUUCCCUCCUGCAUGUCUUGUAAAGACCAUUUUCUGUAGCCUUAAUCUGUGAAGAUGGCUGCGUAAAAGAAAGAAAGCAUUUAUGAAGACCUCAGUCACAUGAAGACAAAAUGAAAACACUAAAGCAGUUCUGUUAAGAGCUACACGAUUCCACUGUUUAAUUUUAUAGGAUUUUUGCCUUUUGUUAAUAUUUGAAUAUAAAAAGUCUGGAAUGUAGAUAAUUUGUUUUACGCAAGUAGGUGUAUCGAGGCAAAGUGCUUAAAUCCUGGUAAUAUGUCUUACUAUUAGAAAUUUAUUUUGUUUUUUUACUGCUGAAGUGGAGUGCUAAUCAGCUUCUGUGUAGUAGAAAGUUAGUUAUUGUCAGAGAUAGUUUAACUUAAUAUAGGUGUAGGGAAACCGGGGUAGAUGAGUCAUUUAUCCUCUGUUAAUACAAUAAUUAACUUAUUGUUAGCCUUAAAAAAGCCAACACUGAGUUAUAGAAUUAUUGACAGCACGGGUUUUGUCUAUGAAGUUGUUUUUUCUUUCAUUGGCCAAAUGAAUCUACUGUAUUUAUUUUAAUAGUCCAUUGAGGUGUACAGGUAGCUGUUCACAAAGUAACAAAAUUCCUGGGACCUUCUUGGGCAUCAGUGUUUGUAUUGCUUUUUUAUUAGGAGGUGUUGUGCCACCACUGAAAGAGAGAGUAUGUCUGUCUUCCCUUGAUGUGAGUAUCUCUAGAAAAGGGAUUUUAUGAACAAAAAUGUAGGUGUUUUUCUUUCUUCAUGUAAUAUAUAAGAUAUGGAAUUGAUCUUUCCAUUGUCGGAGAUUAAAUGUUUUUGCUAUAUACUUUUAUACAUUAUUUUCUUAUCAAACUAGUUAACAAGUAUUUUUAUAUGUUUGUAAGCAAAUAUGCUUUCACAGCAUAACUUGUGUAUAUGUAAAGAUAAGUAUUUAAUUAUCACUGUUCACUUUUAACUGACAGAACUAUACAUCUGCAUUAUAAAACUGUGGUAGAACUCUAGCCAAGCUGCUGCCGUGCACCUGCCAAAAGUACCCUUAUUGUCUGCUGACUCACCAUCCACUUGGUGUCAUUACUUACCAACUCAGAUGUAAUAUUGUGCAGAAAACCCAGUAAAAGUUGAUUUUACUCUAGAGCCAUCACUGAGUUUUGUAGAAUGUUGACUUGCCAAAAUUUAUUUAAUCUGAACUCAUGAAUUCACAUCAUUUCUCUGGUAAAGUUCUAUAAAACAUUAAAAUUUCAGUGCCCUUGUAUAGCUUCUGGUGCUAGAAUAAAAUGAUUAAACCAAAAAACUGAGAGUACGUUAAAUUGUAUUAGCCUAUGUUCUUGGACUUCAGGAAUGACUCAAAACACACUCAUAAUGGAAAUUUGUUGUAAAAUUUGCGUACAUAUAUGUGUACGUAGAACUUUUGUUUGUAUACAGCUUUGGAUGUUUUAUUAUUCUUCCUUUUCUCAGUUUUCCUGAGUUUGCCAGCUGCAUUUAUGGCUUUUGAAUAUCUCACAGUGUAAGUACUUAACUACUGUUAUGUGUUUAGAAUCCUUGAUUACAAGUGUAUAUAGAAAAGCCAGUUUAAAAAGCUUAGAUCUGUAAAGUCCAUUUUGUUGUAUAGUUAACAUUUACACAAUUGCGGAUUCCAGGAUGCCCAGGUUUGCUUUCCUAGAAACUCUGCUGCUGCCUUUCUUUUACAGUGACUGUCCCAUAUGGACCACACUCUCUCCUGAAAAAAAUACUGUUGUAGUGUAUAAAUUAAACUGAAUCUCAUGUAUGUGGAAGUAAACCUCUGCUACCAUCA
This is a messenger RNA of Protopterus annectens (West African lungfish), 2690 nucleotides long. RefSeq names its product RAS related 2 (gene RRAS2). Gene Ontology annotation, cellular component: plasma membrane. Gene Ontology annotation, biological process: signal transduction. Lineage: Eukaryota; Metazoa; Chordata; Ceratodontiformes; Protopteridae. The record is from RefSeq and is a predicted model, not a curated record. Gene Ontology annotation, molecular function: GTP binding; GDP binding; GTPase activity.